CGAGUCCGACCCUCAUUACACGGGCUCCUUUUCACCCUUUCAUGCCAAGGGCAAUUCAUAAUGACUGAUAGGGUCCGACGCAACGGCCAACUGUCCGCAUGUGAGCCAUGCCGUAAGUCCAAACUUCGAUGCGAUCACGGACGACCAGUGUGUGGGAGGUGUGCGCGUCGCCAGCUGUCCGAGCAGCAAUGCCAUUACCAUCCAGCUCCGAUGUCUAAACAGCUCACGCCCCAAAGCGACCGGGAAACGCCGCAUCAACAGGAGGCUCCUAGGUCGAUCGCAACAGGUUCAAGCCCUUACGAGCUGGUUAAUAUGAACAGGGACUUGAUGUCCUUUGCGGAUCCAAAUACUCCCCACCCGCAUCGCUCGUAUACAUCAUCCCUGACAAGGACUAGUGUAGCCCUACCUCAGCCUUCUCCACCUAAUCAACAAACAAAUUCCCAAGGAGCAAGAUUAUUGAAUGAUAUUUUGGAACUGGUUACCGAAAUUGGUGUACCUCUUGAAAGCUUCUCGAUUCUUGAGACAGACAGACCUAUACAUUGAUGGACCCCUUGUCGAGGUAGCGUGAAACGCAACAAAUAAUAGCAUACGAAGUUUAUUAAAUAAUCGCUCAGUUCUAAAUCUGGAAUCGAUAUCCCGAGAAAUAUUCGAGCGAACCUCUUUACCCCCUGUCUUUCCUCCCACUGCAGCUGCUGGCGCAUUGGAAUCAGCAUUCUCCACACAGGC
Messenger RNA from Talaromyces proteolyticus, 726 nucleotides. RefSeq lists its product as uncharacterized. The transcript has a single exon. Gene Ontology annotation, molecular function: zinc ion binding; DNA-binding transcription factor activity, RNA polymerase II-specific. Bases 61 to 543 code for a protein of 160 amino acids. Lineage: Eukaryota; Fungi; Ascomycota; Eurotiomycetes; Eurotiales; Trichocomaceae. Gene Ontology annotation, biological process: regulation of DNA-templated transcription. The record is from RefSeq and is a predicted model, not a curated record. Gene Ontology annotation, cellular component: nucleus.